AUGGUGCGCCAGGUUCAGCCGCUGCGCAUCAGCAAGUCGACGCCGAACGUGUCGCCCACCAAACUGGCCAGUCCUCGGCCGCUGGCAGAGAUCGGCAAUACCGAACGCCGCCGCAACUCACCUUCCUACAACCAAGCGACCAAGAAGAUGAUUGUUUCCCGCGAGUCGUCGCCCUACGCAGACAACUCCUUCACCAAGGAGAACGCCUCGUCACCGCGCGCAUUCUGGAGCACACGAGAAUCCAUGUCGAACUCUCGCUUCGACGACACCGAAAACACACCCGAGCGCGAACCCUCGCCAGGCUUGCUAUCGCCUAAGCGCCGCGCCAGCAUCGAGAAGCUGAAGCAGGCUGGACGUGUCAAGACCAGCAACAUCUUCGCGCUGGAGAACAAGGACUCAUAUGACCCGAACAACCUCCCGAUCGUCGAGCGUCCGAGUGCGAACCGUCCUCUCAGUCAAUACAUGACCAACAACAGCUUCACGCGGAAUGAUAGCCUUAGGAAGGAGAACAGUCCGUUCAGCAGCAGUCCACUCAGGAGUCCGACUCGACCUGGCCACAAGCGCAUGGAGAGCGACUCGGCAGUGUCCAUGUUGAGCAAGCCUAGCAGUCCCAUCAAGAUACCCCUGCCAUCCAGUCCACAAAAGGAAGGCGCUUCUCCAGCAUCGCCCACCAAGUCGUCGUUGUCACGCACCAGCCAGUUCGGGUCUUCGUUGGAGCAUGUCAUCAGCGCUCCAUGGUCUGAUGGCGAUGACCGAGCACCUACACCGCGUGCUAUACACCGUCACAACAAGAGUGUGACCUUCAACGAAGAGGCGCCGGUCGUCAACGAGUAUGAGAACCCUACACCAGAACCGUCAGUAUCUGCUGCGUCUGGCUCUCGCGAAAGCAGCUGGGACUCGGACGACUACGAUCAGAACUACAGCUUCGAGCGUGGAAGCUCAGUUGAGCACCGCGACGACAGCUUUGACGAAGACCUUGAGAACGCAGACAAGACACCGGUUGUCUUACCAGAAGACUGGUCUCGUAUGUCCCCGGAGGAAGCACGGACUGAUCUGAUUGAUGAUGGGGAUGAUGUCUUCGAGGGCUCUUCUCCGGUCCCGCAGCGAGCUGUGCUUGGGCGUUCGGAAAGUGUCACAUCAGAUGGCGAGUCUCGUCCGUUGCCACCACUUCCAGGACUGGCAUCACCGCAGCGAGCGAGCUUGGGUGAGGCUGCUGAGCGUGCAUCUCACGCUGCGCGAAAUCUGCCAUCGCCACCAAAGCGGGAGUCAUGCUCACUCGGACAGUACGACGAGGAAAGACCAAGCUCCAAGCACUCUAUGGAUCAUGAGCUCACCAUUACGAAUCUCGACACUGGUGAGCAGCGGGAUGUUCAAGUCAAUGAGACGGGCAUCAUCGAGGACAACUCGACGGUCGAUGAUGUGGCAGAUUUUGCUGCACCAAAGAUCUCUCGGGAGAGCAUUCUGCGCAAUGUCAGGAACAGCAAAUACGAGUUCGAUGAUGAGGAUGAAGAGUCAGUCACCAGCCGCGAGAACAGUCCAGCCCGGCCGACAUACACAGACUUGGCGAGAAUGCACCCAGACGAACCAGUCCCUUCACGAGAGAACAGCCGAGAGACCAGCGAACACCACAUCGGUGCAUACUUCGAAGAGCGUGCUGAGAGCGAGGAUAUUGAGAUUAAGGCGGAGCCCACAGACGACGACGGCAUCGACAUGAACUCAAUUCCUGUCCUUGAGGAUCAUCUCGAGCCGCCGAGGUCUCCAUCACGCUUGGACGACUAUGAGCGACAGUCUUCGGUCUUGCGCCAUGAUGUUGGCUCACCAAGCGAAGAUGGCGAUGAGUCUGGAAGUCGUUACUCAUCUGUCGAGCCAGAAGCGGAGAGCACCACACUACAUGCCCAGCAUGAAAACGCACCCGUUGUCGACGAUGGCAAGGAAUCGUUGCAAGAUGCGAUGCAGCUGCUGAGUGUCAAGGACUACUCGCAGGCAGAGGCUGAGACCAGACCAACCCCAAAGAAAUCCUCAGUCGGAGACUUCAUGGGCCUGCCAGCAUAUCUCAGUAGCGACGACUUUGACUUUGGCAUGGGCCAGUAUAUCGAGCCAUCUCCACCACAGUCACACGAGAACACCAAACAGCUCGACAUUACUGCAAACGCACCGGUCUUGCCACCAGCAGCUGACAUCAAGCCCGCGAUGAAAGAUCUGCCACGUCCAGCCUACGAUGGAGCUGAGUUCUCCCCACCACCGUCCCCUUCUGGCUCUGUGAUCCACCACUCUGAAAGUCAGAUCUCGGUACUAGAGGAGCCUGCCCUCGAGGAGCCCGAGCGAGAUAGCCCAGUGAUCCCAGAACGACGCGCGACCAUCCGGACGAACGGUCAACUCAAGGCACGCCCUUCUGCCACUCCUGCAGACUUCGCAACCAUGGCUGAGCAGCGACGUACUGUUAGUGCCAGUCACCCUGUACCAGCAGCCAUUCCCGAAGCAUACAGAGCAGAGGUCGACCAGGUUCCUGAAGCCACCGAGAGCGACAUCGAUGUCGAUGAGAAACAUGCUACGACGUACUCAUCCGAGGGAACCGAGUCCAAGGCCGACUCGGCUGUCGAGUCUUCUGCGGUCACGAGUCCAGAAACGAAGCGCCGCGAGAGCCGUAAGAUGGCCAAGCUGAACCUGGAGAUUCCUUCGCUCGCUGUCGAUGACCAGAACGACGGUCUUGGUCUUGACCAGGCCUUUGAUCGUGUCAUCGAGAGUCAAAAGGUGCGGUCAUUCUUCCCUCCACCCCUUCUUGCCAGAUCCGACCUGCCUUCCCAGCAGGCUCGAAGCUCUGAGCUUUCGUCUUUCAACUCUGCCGGCGGUUUCGAUUCGCCAGAGGGCCUAUCACAUGCUCCAACUCCCUUCUCGCCACAGACUAAUUUCAGCGCUGGUACUGACGUGUCUCCUCGCAAGCAGAAGGGUUACCUCAUGCGCCAGCACACGAAAGUUGUUGUGGCCUCGAACCGAAACUUCUCGAACAGCAGCCGAGGGACAGUUUCUUCAAACGAGAAUGCGCCAACAUCACCCACAUCCUCACGACCUAGCUCACGAGGCUUCAGAGGCGGCAACUCCAGGAAGCCAAGUGCGGAGCAGUAUCUCAAGACUGAGCCAUGGAAUGGAAAGGCCAGGCGCGAGAGCCAGCGACAAGCAUCUGCAGCGCAACAUGGUCCAGCACCACCCCUCCCUGGUCAUCAGAGCGCUCUUGGUGUCGUGAACGAGGACUUCGCGGCAGGCACGGGCAGUCUCGAAGAUGAGGUCGCUGAAGGUGUUGAACGUGGCCGGCUGUUCGUCAAGGUUGCCGGGGUGAAGAACCUUGAUCUACCGCUCCCACGAAACAAUCGUCUCCACUUCCAGAUGACUUUGGACAACGGUCUGCAUUGCGUGACGACUUCCAAGCUGGAGCUUGGUCAAUCGGCACCCAUCGGGCAGGAGUUCGAGCUGGUCGUGUUGAAUGACCUCGAGUUCCAGCUCACUCUCACCACAAAGCUUCCACCGCCACCAAGGACCAACUGCCCAGUGCCUUCCUCGCCGACAAAGACUCCAAAGCACGCAAAGUCAUCGAGCUUGUCACGUUUCCUGACGAGUCCGAAGAAGCGUGCCGAGAAAGAGCGUCAAGAGCGCGAGGCUGCUGAGGCGGAGGAGCAAAGACUGCAGGACGAAGCCAGGCGGAAGCGGGCAUCGACACAACCAACUGCUUGGGAUCUCUUGCACGACCUCGUCAAUGAGUCUGAUGGCUCGUUCGCGCGUGCGUACGUUAACCUCAAGGCGCACGAGAAGCAGUGCUUUGGCAGAAAGCUGACUGUUGAUGUUCCCUGCUACAACGAGUGGGCUUUGGAGAACGACUCGCACGUCGUGAACAGUGUCCGAAGCAAGCGCGGCAACCAUGGUCCUAUCCGACGACCACCUUACGUUGUUGGUCACUUGGAAGUGGAACUCCUCUACGUCCCCAAGCCAGCAGGUGCCGCGGAUGAAGAGAUGCCGAAGAGUAUGAGCAGCGCUGUUCGCGAGAUGGGCAAAGCCAGUGAAGUCAAGGAAGUCGUCCACGAAGGUCUUCUCAGCCAACAAGGUGGCGAUUGCACACACUGGCGACGUCGUCUAUUCCGUCUUCAGGGACCCAGACUUACAGCAUACCACGAGCACACCCACCAAAAGCGCGCUGUGAUCAACCUCGGCAAGGCCUCACGCCUAGUCGACGACAAGAGCACCCUCGUGGCAAAUCCAAAGUCAGGCAACCCCUCCAAGCACGGCCGCCGCAAGUCCGCCUUCGCGGAGGAAGACGAAGGCUACCAGUACGUUGAGGAAGGCUUCCGAAUCCGCUUCGCCAACGGCGAAACCAUCGACUUCUACGCCGAUAGCCGUGGGGAGAAAGACCUCUGGAUGGAAGCUCUCAGCCAAGUCAUCGGAAAGCCAGAUCCUGGUCGCAAGGCUGCUUCUUGGACGGAUCUUGUUCUUGCGAGGGAGAGGGCUGAGGGACCUCCUACUCCGCGACAGUCUUCGUUGACGGAAAUGAGGGAUUUCACGAAGCCGCCGCCGCCGGUGAGGAAGAAUAGUGUUGUGGAUCGCAAGCCGGUAUCUACGUCGAAGAGUGUGCCGAGUAGUCCGAUGAAGGGUGUGAGGGCAGGACCUCCUCUUGCGGAUCAAGGAUCGAGGCCUAAGACGCCGCCUAUGAGUGCGAGGAGGGGCCAUCGGAGUCGGAAUGCUGUCAAGAGUAUGAUUUUCUGA
This is a messenger RNA of Fulvia fulva, 4749 nucleotides long. RefSeq names its product Bud site selection protein BUD4. The coding region runs from base 1 to 4749 and encodes 1582 amino acids. The record is from RefSeq and is a predicted model, not a curated record. The transcript has 2 exons. Gene Ontology annotation, molecular function: GTP binding. NCBI's taxonomy places the organism in Eukaryota, Fungi, Ascomycota, Dothideomycetes, Mycosphaerellales, Mycosphaerellaceae.